GACAAAUUAUACAUUGCCACAAAUCAGGUACUAUUUGAUCAUGUUUUUUCAAUUGUCCAUAAAAUUGAGUAAAUUAUGUUAUAACAUAAUGGUAGUGGUAAUAUAAGUUAAACUAAACGUUUAAGUCAAAGAGGUGCUUAUAACAAAAUCAAUAAAAUUAUUGUGAACUAUGUAGAAAGUAUUUUUAGAUAAAUGAUAAAGUGACUCUAGGUGAUUUAAGAUAGAUUUUAAGAAGCAUGAAAUGCAUAAAAGGAUAAUUAAACAGAACACAUUUAAUUCAUUAACAUACAGGAUAAAAACUCCUGAGAAUUUACCAAAGCUAAAAAAUUAUAAAGCUAAUGAGAAUGAAUCAAGUGACUUUCAAUUACCAAGCAUACCACAAAAGAAAAAAGCUUGGAAAGAAGUGGAUGACAGUGAAUCAACUUGGGAUCAAACAAGUGCAAUAACAUCUACAUCUUAUUCAUUAGAAAUUGAAAAUAUUGCAACAAGAAAAGUUUUACAACAAUGGGAAGCUGUUGAAAAUACACUUUACGAAGAUGGGAACCAAGUUAUCCAACCAGCUGUUUUGGAAGAAUGUAUACAAUGGAGAACACAAAUACCUCAUUUAAGAGUAGUUGGAAAAAAUCCGUUUUUAGCAACUAAAACUAAAUAUGAAGAUUUCAAUAUAAAUUAUAAUAGAAUACGAAACAGUUCUGAUUUUUGGAAUGAAGAAGCACUUUCAGAACAUAGUCUUCAAUUAAAGGAAAGAAAAAGUUCAUCCAAGUAUAAAUUACAAAAAACUCCCCAAGAUGAGAUAUUUAAUAUACUUUAUGAAUAUGUAAUAUCUGAAUUAUUUCCAAAUAAAGAAAAUGAAAUUGAUUUGUUACGUGAUGAUUUCAAUGAUGUUUUGCAAAUACAUAUGACACCUGUUCACAGCAAUAAAAGUUUUGCAAAAGGUAUAAAUUGGUUUGAAGAAACAAUUUCUCUUGAAAAUCGGUUUUCAAACAGCAAAUGUAAAGCAAUAGAAGAUCAUACUACAUUGUUACGGAAAGAAACAUCUCGAUUAAACAUUCAAGAAAUUCAAAAAAAAUAUAAUAAUUCUACGCAUAAUGAUAAAAUAAAAAGCGAGGUGGAUAUUAUAGAAGAUAAACUUUCUAGGCCACACACUAGUAGAAAUAAACUUGGAACUGUCUUUAAUGAAAAGAUUGUAGUUAGUCCUGUACCUUAUGUUUUAUCAACUAGGGAAAGUUUCUCUACUGUAAAAACCACACCAAUUAAGUUUAUGGCACAGUCUGUAAAUGAGUCCACUUUCCAAGGAAAAAUUUCAACUUCGACAAGAACUUCAAAUUAUCAGUCCACUUGGCAUACUCCUGUUUCUUCUGCUAUGUGGCCAAAAAAUAUGAAGCUUGCUCCAUUGGAUACUUCAAAACUUCCUCACAGCAAAAACAGAUCUCUAACAUCAUCAUCUGUAACAUCUUUACGCAACAGAAAACCUUUAAGUCCUAUUUCUCGGCCUACUCUUCCUAUUUCUGCACAAACUACUCAUAACAAUCACGAAGGUUUAGAAAUUCAAGGAAAACAUAUAACUCUUGGACAAUCUCUUAAAUUAAGUAUACCUGGUACUUCCUGGGAUUGUAAUGCUGGAAGUAGUAAAAGUAAAAAGAAAAGAAAUUAUUUAAAAAUAAAAUCAUAAUUUACAACUAAUUAAUUAAGAAAAUGAAUUUUAUAAGUUUUAUAAAAUGUAUUUAUUUUUGUGAUAAGAAUUAUUUUAUUACAACACACAAGAGAGAAAAAUAUGGGACCAGGAUAUAAGAGAACGAUUUAAAUUACAUAAAGAAAGAAUUCAUGAUGGUUUUUAUGAUGUAUGUACGAGUGAUGUGUUACAGGUAUUUUACUAUUUAUUUCUUAUUGAAUAAUUUUUAAGUGUAAUUGUUCAUAAAUUCAAAUAUCAAUAAUUCAGCAUGCACAAACGCAAAUAAGAUGAUGAAGAAACAAUUAACAUAAUGAAAAUUAAAAAUUCUAUAUGCUAACAGAAAUAAAAAAGUUCUUUAGCAUUUUGGUAUAGAGAAUUUUCAGUGUUGGUUAAAAUACUCUUUGUAUGUAUAUAUAAACAGACGCAUAUAUUGUUAUGGUUAUCGAUAAGAAACUUCAAUGUGUUGCAGUAUUAAAGUGUACGUUAAAUAUACGAUAUUUUAUGCUAUAUAGAGAAUAUACUCUCUUAAAAGUGAUAGAAGUUAAUGUUCCAAAAGUAAAAAUGUGUAAUUUAAAUGCUCAUGUUGUUUAAUAGAUGAAUAUGUAUACUAUUGUGACUGUCUACCUCACUGAAUGUCUGUACGUUGUUUAAUUAACGCACAUGCUUAUAUGCGCAAGUGAAUAUAUUUUUGUAAUGCACACAUUUGUAAUGAAUGUGCUUGUUAUAAAUAUACAAGUGAUAUGUGUAUAAAUAUU
Osmia bicornis bicornis is the source of this 2427-nucleotide messenger RNA. RefSeq lists its product as uncharacterized. The transcript has 6 exons. NCBI's taxonomy places the organism in Eukaryota, Metazoa, Arthropoda, Insecta, Hymenoptera, Megachilidae. Bases 242 to 1672 code for a protein of 476 amino acids. The record is from RefSeq and is a predicted model, not a curated record.